GGUCAUGCAGUGAGACCUUAUAUACGGGGUGUGAGUCUUUGUCUCAGUGUGUGUUAGCUGCAGGAUGAAGAUGUCACACAUGCUGCUGCUUGCUGCAGCUUUCAGCAUCCUCAUUUGUAACGGCACACAUGGAGAGAAAAUCAUCAAUGGCCAAAAAGCCAAGAAGAACUCACUGCAGUACAUGGCAUCUGUGCAGUUUAAAAUGAAGCACAUAUGUGGAGGAGUCCUCAUAAACCCCAGCUACGUGCUUACAGCAGCACACUGUAAAUAUAGUGACCUUAGUGUGGUCCUCGGGACUCACAACAUCGAUUCGAAAAGAAAUAAUCUGAGAAGGUACACAGUGAAAAGUGUGCACAUCCACCCAUCUUACAAGGGAACACCUCGUAAUGGAUCUGACAUCAUGCUACUGAAGCUUUCAGAGAAAGUCAGUGUGAAUAAGGGUGUGAAGAUCAUCAAAUUCUCAAGCAAGGGCAAACAGGUUAAGUCCAAUAACAAGUGCCAGGUCGCAGGAUGGGGAACAACUGAAAACCAGAAAAGUGUGAAUGACCUCCUGGUGGCUGGUGUAUCAACCAUUAAUAUCGCAGUUUGUAAGAAGGAGUGGAAUAAAGUGAAUGUGGUUCUUCCAAAUAACAUUCUGUGUGCCGGAGGCUACAACACCAAAAGUGGAGCGUGCCAGGGUGAUUCUGGUGGGCCUCUGAUCUGCAAAGGUGUGGCAGUGGGCAUUGUGUCAUUCAAUUAUAACAAAAAUUGCACCUAUCCAAAUUUUCCUAAUGUCUACACUGACAUUUCAGCUUACUCUGACUGGAUUAAGAACGUGAUCAAAAGAGAUGCUUAAGGUGUGUUUUAUAUGUGUCGAGUAACUUGAUAUCAUGUAAUGGCCCCAAAAUAUGUGAUUCUUAAAUAAAGACAUAGAGGCAGAACAAGAAUGUUGAUUUCUUGAGUCUUAAGUCACAAAGAAAACAAUUUCUCAUGCUUCUCAUGUGAAAGGUAAUAUAAAGCUGAUUGAUUUUUUUUUGUAGCAAUAUCAUGACGAUUAAAAAAAUUCUCAUGAAAGGUGAGACAAAGUGCAAACAGUCUGGUUACAACUGAAGUCAAACUGAAGAGAGUUCUGUAGAAACCACAGUAAAGUCACACCACCACAGCACAUGUCAUUUAAACAGCUUACUCAGAAUCAUUAAUUCCUAUUGACUGGACUGACAACACACACACACGCACGCACGCACGCACGCACGCACGCACGCACGCACGCACGCACGCACGCACACACACACACACACACACACACACACACACACACACACACACACACACACACACACACACACACACACACACACACACAAGCUUUCUCAUUUGCACUUAUAACUAUAAAGACCUGUAUCCAUGUGUUAUAUGUGAAAAUAUGUGAAUUUUAGACCUUAGUUCUGUGUUGUUAUAUGUAGCUCUGUGUUUUAUGUAGCACCAGGGUUUUGGAGGAACGCUGUUUCAGUCACUGUUUGUAAUGACAAUAAAAGCUUCUUGACAUGACUUGUCCUUAAAACA
Messenger RNA from Tachysurus vachellii, 1542 nucleotides. Its product is annotated as granzyme A-like. Bases 65 to 835 code for a protein of 256 amino acids. Gene Ontology annotation, molecular function: serine-type endopeptidase activity. Gene Ontology annotation, biological process: proteolysis. The record is from RefSeq and is a predicted model, not a curated record. NCBI's taxonomy places the organism in Eukaryota, Metazoa, Chordata, Actinopteri, Siluriformes, Bagridae. The transcript has 5 exons.